Messenger RNA from Drosophila novamexicana, 2944 nucleotides. Its product is annotated as AF4/FMR2 family member 4. The transcript has a single exon. Lineage: Eukaryota; Metazoa; Arthropoda; Insecta; Diptera; Drosophilidae. Bases 398 to 2503 code for a protein of 701 amino acids. The record is from RefSeq and is a predicted model, not a curated record.
GCAAGCAAAGGAUGCAACUGCAAGCAAAGCGAUUGAGGAGCAGGCACAGGACAAAGAAGAAACUGGUGCGGUCCUGGAGAAUCUGAAAAAGCCAGCAGAGGAAACUCCAAGGAGCACAUCUAAUGAGAAACAGCAGCGGGAGCAGCAUAUAACAGCUGCCACUGCAGAACUUAAAUCAAGAGCAACAGAAAACGCAAAAAUACAAGCCAAAUUGGAGUUCCUAGCAAAGGUGCAAAAUGAACUCAAGUCGAAGCCAAAGGAAAAAGAGCCAGUCAAGGAGGCAGUCGCCGCAGCACCAUCAGCCAAGGAGCAGCACAAGGAAGCAGCUGCAACAGCAACAGUAAACCAUGAACAGCCCCAGGAGAAGUCUAGAGAGGCAGCCACAGAAGCAACAGACAUGAGAGAGCAAGCCAAGAAAGCAACAGCAAACGAGGAGCAGCUCCACAAGGCAGACACAGCAGCAACAGCUGUCGAAAUGCAGCCCAAGGAAGCGGAAGCAAUGGUAACGCCUGCAGCAUCAGUCAAGGAGCAGCUGCAGCAGCAGCCUGUGGAGGGCGUGGAGGCAAGCUCCCCAACAGCAGCAGCACUGCCAGCUGAGUCAGCCACACAGCCGGCAGAGACGUCCAAGAGCGCCACUAAAAAGAAAAUAAUUGUCAAGGUGAGGAAUCCACGACGUGCAUCGAUUGCGGUCGUGGAGCCAUCCAAGAUUAAGCCGGAGCCCGUGCAGAUCGAUGCACUAAUACAAAGGCGACCCUCCGACUCGGAAGCGAUUGUCAAGCGCAAGAAGAAGCAAAGAUUAAUGAGCAGCGCGACAGCAGCAGCAACAGCAACAACUUCCGGCAGCAAUCAGAGCUCGGCGACAGCAGCUCGGCCACAACUGCAACAGGCGACAACGACAACAAAUGAACAACUUGUAACUGCAAAGGUCAACAACAGCCAUGCAGACACUGCCAAAAGCGCAACGAAGCCAACUGCCAAAAGCGCCGAGACGCUGCCAGGAGCAGGGGCGACAGCAGCAACCGAGGCGACAGCAGCAGCAGCAACAUCGCAAGCGGCGCCAAAACAAUUGCCAAUCGAUGGUUGCGACAGCAAUCGAGCAACAGGCAUCGAGCAAAGCAGACGGAACAGCCUCAAACUAGCCGAAUUGGUGGGUGAAACGGUGCUGGUGGUGCCAGCAGCAACAGCAGCAGCAACAGGAGCAACAGCAGCAGCAGUAGGAGCAGUAGGAGCCACAUCAACAAUAACAGCUGCAACAGUUGCUAGUGCAAUCCAGAGCCAGUGCAAGGAACCCAUUAAUCGGUCGUCAAUUAGCCUGCCCCAACAGGUGGUUGUCGGCGUUGACAUUGAAGACGCCCCCGUUGAUGUUGCAUUCGCCGCGACGCCACAAAUAGCAGCGACAUUGAGCGAAGUGUCGCACGAAGAGUCAUCGCCACAACAACAACAACAAGAGCAGCAACAACAACAAGAGCAGCAACAACAACAAGAGCAACAACCUCCGAUAGUCGCUGCUACAAAAGACAACGCACAGGCGCAGCCCAGCAACAGUCUAGCCGCCAUGCCGGAGCUGAAAGUAGUUGCGGGUCCCGUGCAGCCCGUCAAGAUUGAGACGGUUGAGCAGCGGCACGAUGAAGCCGAUUUGGUGGUGGCCAAAAAGAGAUCGCCGCAUCUCAAGAAACUGGUGCGCAAGAGUUCCAUAGACAAGGGCAAGGAGAAGCUGAUCCAGUCGACCGAUUCGGUCAAGCUGAACAACAUACUCAAGGAUAAGAACAAGAUCGGGGAUCUGGCGAAUCGACUCAACAAGCAAACGCCGCCCAAGAAACAGAGCAAGCCAAGCAAGGAGCAGGCGGCAGCAGCCACAGCCACAACAGCCACAGAGCAGCAGCAGCAGGAAAAUGAGCAAGUUCCAGAAAUCACAAAUGAAACGCAACUCGAGCUGCCCCUUGAGCCGGAAACGGAAGCAGACAAGGAGGCAGCGGAAGCUGCCAGAGCGCCAGCAGCCAAAAAGCCGCGCCAGAUCAAGAAGAAGGUGAUCAUCAAGCGGCAAAAGCGACGCCUCUCCAUUGGCGACACAUUCUUCAUGCAGCAGGAGCCGGAGCCGGAGCCCAAGCUGGACGAGAUUGAGACAAUCGAAAAGGCCAUUGCCUACGUAACAGAUGAUGAGGCGGACGCUGAGCCGGAGCCGCUGGAAACGGAGCCACCGAAACCGCUGAAAUCCUGCCUGCAUGUGCGCGAAUAUAAAAUUGGCGACUUGGUGCUCUAUGCGGAACGAUAUCGCAAGACCCAGGUGCGCUGGAAGCGUGGACGCAUCCUGGAGCGCAUCACCAGCAUUUCGUAUAAGCUCGACAUCGAGGGCAAAGAGGUGCCCGCCCAUAUAAGCUAUAUCAAGAAGUACACGGGACGCAAGGUGAAGUUUGUGGGCAAAGAGUAUCUGGACAUUGACUACGAGCAGGUCGUCGAGGAGGAGCGACGAGCGCGCAGCUACAGCAUCUGGAACAUGGUCUAAUCCAUAUAAUCGCGCCCAAAUUGAAGCAGCAAUAAAUCUGUGUAAGUGUGUCCUCCGGAUUGUGUUCGUCGCCCUUAACCCCCAAGAGUUUUGAGUGGAAUUAGAAAAAUUUUGCUUGUUCACGCAACAAUGGAAUUUUUUUAAGGAUCUCAGGCAUGACAUUCAGUUAACUUAUAGUGUUUGUCUCUAGCUAGUUUAAUAACCUGUAAAUAUAUGUAUAUGUAUUUGUUAGUUUAGCUCUAUAUCCUAGUGUUAGUUCUAAUUUUUUAUGUACGUAAAUUAUUCCAAGGAUUCAGCGACUUGUUCAACUGUUGUUGCUCGCUGCAAAGUAACGAGUGGCGAGUAACGAGUAGCGAGCGUUUCGCUCAAAAGUAACGAAUUUGUUAUAAAAUUUCACGUUGCCUUUCGUUUAAAAGUUUAGUUUACCAUUUAAGCAAAAAA